Messenger RNA from Rhizoctonia solani, 1710 nucleotides. Its product is annotated as Fungal Zn(2)-Cys(6) binuclear cluster domain. The coding region runs from base 1 to 1710 and encodes 569 amino acids. Gene Ontology annotation, biological process: regulation of DNA-templated transcription. Gene Ontology annotation, cellular component: nucleus. NCBI's taxonomy places the organism in Eukaryota, Fungi, Basidiomycota, Agaricomycetes, Cantharellales, Ceratobasidiaceae. The transcript is spliced from 2 exons. Gene Ontology annotation, molecular function: zinc ion binding; transcription cis-regulatory region binding; DNA-binding transcription factor activity, RNA polymerase II-specific. The record is from RefSeq and is a predicted model, not a curated record.
AUGGCCGCACCGACACCGACACCGACGCAUUCUGCACCGCAGUCGACGUCACCGGGACCCGUUACGGCGAACGGUGUGACGAGCGGAGGGGAACUGUUCCCGCCGACGGCAGCGUAUGCGACGUUUAUGCACAGUGUGCUGAGCGAGAUGCUGCACGAGCUCAAAGCAGUGCGCAAGGAGCUCCAGGACAUUCGGCGCAGCCAGCCUGGACAGCCCACCCCGUCUGCCAAUCGGAAGCGCAAGCGACCCGGCCCGACGGCCCCAUGUGCGCUCUGUCGCAUGAGCCGUACGCCGUGCAUCGCCGCACAUGCGACCGAGGCAUGCGCCCGCUGCAUCCGCAAGCAAGUCCACUGCUUCGACGACUCGGAGAACCCAGACCAGCCCCGCGUCCGCCACCCUCCCGAGGACGACGGUCCCGAGGACGCCGAGUCUGAGCCGGAGGUCGAGUCGGUCGUUCCCCCGCCUCCCCCUGCCCCGGUCUGGCAACAGCCUGCUCCCAACGGCAUCCCGGCCUAUCCGACCCCCGGCUAUCCCCCGACCCCAGUCAAGCGCGAGCGCGUGACCAAGGCAUGUGCCGAUUGCCACGCCCGCAAGCGCAAGUGCACUGGCGGCCCCAACUGCGGCUCCAGGCAGAGCACGUCCUCUACCCGUCCCAGUCCGCAAAAGCCAGCCGGAACAACUCCCAACUCACGCACUCGCGAGCCAUGCGCUGAAUGCCGUGGUCGCAAGCGCCGGUGCAUCCACCAUCCCGACGGCACCAAUGGCAGUGCUGCCAACAGCAAUAAUAACAAGUCUCCAGAGGAACAAGACGAACUCGAUCCUCUCGAAGAGCUUCCUCCGACAGACACCGAGCCCGAACCGGAGAGGGAGCGGGACCGCCCCAUGGUCGAUCCCUCGCCAUCUCAUUCGCAUAGUCGUUCUCCCCCUCCUGGUCGGUGGCACUACCCCCCUGGCCCCCCACCUCCACCGCACUGGGGAUACCCCGAACAACACCGGGGAGCCCCGCCUUACCACACACACCCGCAUCACCCCCAUGGUCCUGGUGCAUUCAUCCACGAUCGUCCCCCGUACGCUCACCCGCACGCACAUCCCCAUGGACAUGCCCACCCCAGCCACCCGCCUCCUCACCCACACGGCUUGCACCCUCAUCCUCACCCGCAUGCCCGGCUUCCCCCUGCUCCCGAUAUGCGCCACCCAAGCACGGCAGCAAACCCAACGACGGAUCCGAACCUCCCUCCUUCGGCCGCUAAAUCCACCACCCCUGCUCCGGCUCCUGCCCCUGCACCCCCAGCCGGACGAAAAGGCCGCGCUUGCCUUGCGUGCAGGAAACUCAAGAUGCGGUGCGUUGCGCCCAACGAGGAAGGUGGGCCAGACGAGCGCUGUCAGCGAUGCGAGCGAGCAGGUCUCGAGUGCGUCUAUGUCGAUCGGAAGCGACGUGGUCCUGGAGGUGUCUUUACGGGUCAAGAAGGUCCCAACGGCAACGGCACCUACAAGGAUUCCACUCCAGGGUUUGCUGGACCAGAGAACCAAACUCCUGUAUUCGACGAUGGUCGGAGUGCCAAAAAACUCAAGACCGAAGGAUCCCCGAGCUCCUAUGCAAACGGAAAUGGAAACGGUGCACCCAGGAGAGAAGACGAAAUGAGGAACCAACAAGAUGCGGCGAGAGCUUUGGAAGAGUCUUUUGCGGAUGAAGAAGGUAGCGAGCGAUAG